CCGCCCACCAGGACGGCCGAUCUCCGAGUCCCGCGCUGAGCGGGGACCCCGACCUGCAGCCGGAGGCGCCGAGGACCCGAGGACGCUCAGGUUUUACAGACGCUAGAGUGCCAAAGAAGACCUUUGAAGUGUGAAAAGAUUUCCUGUAAUUGAAACCAAAAUGUCAUUUAUAGAUCCUUAUCAGCACAUUAUAGUGGAGCACCAGUAUUCCCACAAGUUUACGGUGGUGGUGUUACGUGCAACGAAAGUGACAAAGGGGGCCUUUGGUGACAUGCUUGAUACUCCAGAUCCCUAUGUGGAACUUUUUAUCUCUACAACCCCUGACAGCAGGAAGAGAACAAGACACUUCAAUAAUGACGUAAACCCUGUGUGGAAUGAGACCUUUGAAUUUAUUUUGGAUCCUAAUCAGGAAAAUGUUUUGGAGAUUACGUUAAUGGAUGCCAAUUACGUCAUGGAUGAAACUCUAGGGACAGCAACAUUUCCUGUAUCUUCUAUGAAGGUGGGAGAGAAGAAAGAAGUUCCUUUUAUUUUCAACCAAGUCACUGAAAUGAUUCUAGAAAUGUCUCUUGAAGUUUGCUCAUGCCCAGACCUACGAUUUAGUAUGGCUCUGUGUGAUCAGGAGAAGACUUUCAGACAACAGAGGAAAGAACACAUAAGAGAAAGCAUGAAGAAACUGUUGGGUCCAAAGAAUAGUGAAGGAUUGCAUUCUGCACGUGAUGUGCCUGUGGUAGCCAUACUGGGUUCAGGUGGGGGUUUCCGAGCCAUGGUGGGAUUCUCUGGUGUGAUGAAGGCAUUGUACGAAUCAGGAAUUCUGGAUUGUGCUACCUACGUUGCUGGUCUGUCUGGCUCCACAUGGUACAUGUCAACCUUGUAUUCUCACCCCGAUUUUCCAGAGAAAGGGCCAGAGGACAUUAAUGAAGAACUAAUGAAAAAUGUUAGCCACAACCCCCUUUUACUUCUCACACCACAGAAAGUUAAGAGAUACGUUGAGUCUUUAUGGAAGAAGAAAAGCUCUGGACAGCCUGUCACUUUUACUGAUAUCUUUGGGAUGCUAAUAGGAGAAACACUGAUUCAUAAUAGGAUGAAUACUACCCUGAGUAGUUUGAAGGAAAAAGUCAAUACUGCACAGUGCCCUUUACCUCUUUUCACCUGUCUUCAUGUCAAACCCGACGUUUCAGAGCUGAUGUUUGCAGAUUGGGUUGAAUUUAGUCCAUACGAAAUUGGCAUGGCUAAAUAUGGUACUUUCAUGGCUCCUGACUUAUUUGGAAGCAAAUUUUUUAUGGGAACAGUUGUUAAGAAGUAUGAAGAAAACCCUUUGCAUUUCUUAAUGGGUGUCUGGGGCAGUGCAUUUUCCAUAUUGUUCAACAGAGUUUUGGGCGUUUCUGGUUCACAAAGUAGAGGCUCCACAAUGGAGGAAGAAUUAGAAAAUAUUACAACAAAGCAUAUUGUGAGUAAUGAUAGUUCGGACAGUGACGAUGAAUCACACGAACCCAAAGGCACUGAAAAUGAAGAUGCUGGAAGGGACUAUCACAGUGAUAAUCAAGCAAGUUGGAUUCAUCGUAUGAUAAUGGCCUUGGUGAGUGAUUCAGCUUUAUUCAAUACCAGAGAAGGACGUGCUGGGAAGGUGCACAACUUCAUGCUGGGCUUGAAUCUCAAUACAUCUUAUCCACUGUCUCCUUUGAGUGACUUUGCCACACAGGAAUCCUUUGAUGAUGAUGAACUGGAUGCAGCUGUGGCAGAUCCUGAUGAAUUUGAGCGAAUAUAUGAGCCCCUGGAUGUCAAAAGUAAAAAGAUUCAUGUAGUGGACAGCGGGCUCACAUUUAACCUGCCGUAUCCCUUGAUACUGAGACCUCAGAGAGGGGUUGAUCUCAUUAUCUCCUUUGACUUUUCUGCAAGGCCGAGUGAUUCCAGUCCCCCGUUCAAGGAACUUCUACUUGCAGAAAAGUGGGCUAAAAUGAACAAGCUCCCGUUUCCAAAGAUCGAUCCUUACGUGUUUGAUCGGGAAGGGCUGAAGGAGUGCUAUGUCUUUAAACCAAAGAAUCCUGACAUGGAGAAAGAUUGUCCAACUAUCAUCCACUUUGUGCUGGCCAACAUCAACUUCAGAAAGUACAAGUCUCCAGGUGUUCCAAGGGAAACUGAGGAAGAGAAAGAAAUUGCUGACUUUGAUAUUUUUGAUGACCCAGAAUCACCAUUUUCAACCUUCAAUUUUCAAUAUCCAAAUCAAGCAUUCAGAAGACUACAUGAUCUCAUGCAUUUCAAUACUCUAAACAACAUUGAUGUCAUCAAGGAAGCCAUGGUCGAAAGCAUUGAGUACAGAAGACAGAAUCCGUCUCGUUGCUCUGUUUCCCUUAGUAAUGUUGAGGCAAGGAGAUUUUUCAACAAGGAGUUUCUAAGUAAACCCAAAGCAUAGUUCGUGUGCUGGAAAGGGCAGCAGUUUCUGAUGCUGAGGCAGUUUGCAAUUCCGUGACAACUGGAUUUAAUAAAAGUACAGUACAGAUAGUUGUACUGCUCAUGAGAGACUGGCUGACACUCAGAGUCGCAGUGACUUAGCUGCAUGAGAAUACUACUAUUAUAAGGUCGUUAGGUUGACAAACAAUGUUGAUUAUGUAAGGAUAUACUUAGCUACAUUUUCAGUCAGUAUGAAUUUCCUGAUACAAAUGUAGGGACAUAUACUGUCUUUUUAAACAUUUCUCACCAACUUGCUUACAUGUGUUCUUUUUAAAAAUGUUUUUUUCUUUUAAAAUAUUUAACCGCUCGAUAUCAGUAAGACUUCCCAUUAUGUGUGAAUGAUAUUCACUGACUAGACUUAUUCAUCCCAUGAGACAACACUAUUUUUAUUUAUAUAUGCAUAUAUAGACAUAUGAAAUAAAUACAUCAAU
Messenger RNA from Saimiri boliviensis boliviensis (Bolivian squirrel monkey), 2879 nucleotides. It is a transcript of the gene PLA2G4A, whose product is annotated as phospholipase A2 group IVA. NCBI's taxonomy places the organism in Eukaryota, Metazoa, Chordata, Mammalia, Primates, Cebidae. Gene Ontology annotation, biological process: glycerophospholipid catabolic process. Gene Ontology annotation, cellular component: cytosol; endoplasmic reticulum; Golgi apparatus. Gene Ontology annotation, molecular function: calcium-dependent phospholipid binding; calcium ion binding. The record is from RefSeq and is a predicted model, not a curated record.